AUGGAGCUGUGGAGACAGCUGAGGCAGGCUGGACUGGUGCCCCCAGGGCUGGGUCCGCCCCCCAGGGCCCUGAGGGGUGUCCCCCCAUCAUGGAGAGCUGGCCAGACCCUCAUGUCCCCAGGGACAGACACUGACGGUGCCAGGGAGAGUCUGCUGUGGAUCUGGGAGGAGCUGGAGAACCUUCGAAGAGUGGAUGUCCAGCUGCUUGGCCAGCUGUGUAGCUUGGGGCUGGAGAUGGCGGUGCUGCGGGAGGAGCUGGUUGCUUUCCUGGAAGAGGAGGAGGAGGAGGAGGAAAUCUUCCUGGAAGAGGAGGAGGAUGAAGAGCCAGAGGGAAAGCAGGAGGAAGUACAUCUGGGGGCCUCCUGCCCAGCCUCAGGCCACCGGCUCCCCGACUUCGAGAUGACUAUCUGAGGCCCCGCCAGGGUGUUUCUCAUUGGCAUAUGGAACUUGAUGAAAAUUUAUGCAAAGAGGAGUGAUUUGAAGGUGAGAUCAACCUGCAAAGGUUCUGAAGAUGCCUGCAGUGCAAUUGGGGGACUGGCCUGGAGCUGUGGGCGUGUUUGAAGGUGGUGUGGGGAGUUUUCAGAAACACUGCAGGUGUGUUUGCAGGUGAGCUGCAGGAGUGCUGCAGGGGAGGUGUGGGCCUUGGCAAGUAGAAUGCUGAUGCUUGCGGAUGGGGUUUGAGGGCUCAUGUGGCUGUUGAGCACUUGGACUGGGCAGGCCCUAACGGAGGGGCGCUGUCAGUGUAACAAACAUGCUGGAUGCUACCUUUUCAAAGGCUUAGUAUGGCAAC
Eptesicus fuscus (big brown bat) is the source of this 790-nucleotide messenger RNA. It is a transcript of the gene ERICH4, whose product is annotated as glutamate rich 4. Bases 1 to 411 code for a protein of 136 amino acids. The record is from RefSeq and is a predicted model, not a curated record. The transcript is spliced from 2 exons. Lineage: Eukaryota; Metazoa; Chordata; Mammalia; Chiroptera; Vespertilionidae.